GAGUCCAGUCUGCCUUGGCUUGUCGUGUGCUUUAGGUGGUGUGCGGUCUUCUGCCGGUCUUCUACCAAGUUGUGUUCUAUUCACCUUAUUAGUGCGCGUUGUUUCUUUCAUUUAAAUACCAUUUAAAAUCGAAAGAGAUCUGUAACAUAUAAGGUUGAGAACAUUAAAAAAGUUAUUCCCCCAGUGCGGGCAUAAGUGACAUCAGUGCGUGAAAUUAAAAGGGAUUCGAAGGACAGAGAACGAUCGCGAUCGAUCGAUAUAUCGAUUUAACCUAUCGAUAUAUCGAUAGUGCGACGCCAUGUCGACGCAAGCCUAUUACAAGGAUAGGCUCGGAUUCGACCCAGGAGAUGCUCUGGAUGAGGGAGGAGUCUUCGAUAAAUCGAAACAGGGUUACGAAGAGAACCUAUCCAAGUUCAAAGGUUUGUGGGCCCAUUUUAUCGACUUUACAGGAGACGAACGAGAUGCCAUCCAGAAGAAGACCUUCACUAAGUGGGUCAACAAGCACCUAAAAAAGCAUUGGAAGUAUGUCAAGACCUAUACGUGUCUUCAUGUGUGUGUGGACUCAGGCAGCGGUUCCUGUUGCCCACAUGUCGCCAACAGACAUGUCAACGAUCUUUUUCUCGAUCUUCAAGAUGGACACAAUCUCAUCUCAUUGUUGGAAGUGCUCUCUGGAGAACACCUGCCGAGAGAACGGGGGAAGAUGCGUUUCCACAUGUUGCAGAACGUGCAAAUGGCGCUCGAUUUUCUCAGGUACAAGAAGAUUAAGCUGGUUAACAUCAGAGCCGAGGAUAUCGUUGACGGAAAUCCGAAACUUACUCUGGGACUGAUUUGGACCAUCAUCCUCCAUUUCCAGAUUUCCGACAUUGUGGUUGGCCAAGAACCGAAUGUAUCCGCCAAGGAGGUGUUGCUGAGAUGGGCGCGUCGCUCCACCGCCAAAUACCCAGGAGUCAAAGUCUCAGACUUCACCCAGUCUUGGAGGGAUGGACUGGCUUUCAAUGCCCUCAUUCACAGAAACAGACCCGACCUUAUUGAUUGGAGAAACAUCCGUUCACGCCAAGUCAGAGAUCGUUUGGAGAAUGCAUUCCACGUUGCUGAACGAGAGUAUGGUGUCACAAGGCUGCUUGACCCUGAGGACGUGGACACGCAUGAAAUCGAUGAGAAGUCUAUCAUCACCUACAUCUCAUCGCUUUACGAUGUAUUUCCGGAGCCUCCUGCAAUGCAUCCUCUUUACGAUUCUGAGUCACAGUCUCGAGUUUCCGACUACAGAGAUCUGGCAUCCGGUCUCACUCUGUGGAUGAGAGAGAAGACCGCACUGAUGUCCGACCGAAACUUCCCGCCGACCCUCAUCGAAAUCAAGAAGCUAGUCGCUGAAUCCAACCGGUUCAGAACCGAGGAGAUACCGGCACGACAACGGGAUAAGACACGCCUCCAAAACACCUUCAGAGAUUUGCAGAGGUAUUUCGAAUCAGUUGGAGAAGUCGACGUCGAGCCAGAGCUGCACAUUGAUAACAUCGAAAGAAACUGGAACAGAAUGAUGAUGGCUCACUCUGAACGCGACCAUGCGCUACAGGAUGAACUGAAAAGAUUGGAGAGAUUGCAAAAGCUGGCUGAGAAAGUGCAUAGAGAAAUGAAGCGCGUGGAUACCCGGCUGGAGGAUUUGGAAUCUCGUGUGAACGAAGAGGCUCGUCGUCUGGACAGACUCCAUCCAUUGGACGCGAAACGCAACGUCGACGUUUUGGAGGAAGAACUGCGAGCUACCGAAGAAAACAUUCAAACUUUGUUUAAUGAUGUCACUACCCUUAGAGAAGGACACUAUCCGCAGGCAUCCGACCUCCACAAGAGAGUGCAAAAGCUUCACCAGCGUUGGGUGUCGUUGCGGUCUCUGCUGCAUUCGAAGCUCAUCCAGCCACUGGCGUCGCUUUCGUUUCCUGUAGUGGAGGAGCGCACAGUCACCAGGCAGACUCGGACUGUGCUCGAAACAAGGCUCGUCGACACCAAUGUGCACUUCCGUCAACUGCACGACUGUCUGGAUUGGUGUAAGAGUAAGAUGAAACAAUUACAGGAAGCUGAAUUCGGCUCAGAUCUUCCCGGUGUUGAAGCCGAAUUGGAUCUACACAGAAGAGAACAUAAGAGUAUUGAGCAAUUCCAUACUAGAGUCGAGCAUUGCAUCAACGCCAAGAACAACUUCCAUGGCGAUGAACUGAGUCUUUACGUCCAGCACUUGAAUGUGCUCCAGAAGAACUACGCUGAACUGCUUUCAACAUCCAGCAGGAGACUCACCGAUCUGGAAACGCUGCAUGAUUUCCUGCAGUCAGCCACCAACCAACUGGUUUGGCUCAACGAGCGCGAAGAGACUGAAGUCACUCGCGACUGGAGCAGUCGCGAUAUCAACAUUCCUGCUUUGGAGCAAUAUUACGAGUCUCUGAUGAGUGAGUUAGAGAAGCGCGAAAUCGGUCUAUCAUCGGUGCAAGAUCGUGGAGAAGCUCUUCUGCUACAGCAGCACCCGGCAGCUAAAUGCAUUGAGGCAUUCAUUGCAGCUAUUCAAGCUCAGUGGGCUUGGUUAUUACAGCUUGUUCUCUGCUUGGAAACACAUCUGAAACAUGCAGCCUACCAUCAGCAUUUCUUCAAAGAUGUCCGUGAAAUCGAAGCUUGGCUCAACAGGAAAGACGAACUUCUCAAUACAACCUACAGUCAAUCUGAGUUCACGUUGGAUGAGGGAGAGGCGCUGCUGCGAGGCCUCGGUGAGGUGAGAGAUGAGCUGAACGCACAAGGAGAGCUGGUGUCAUCUCUGGAGAAGCGCGCGCAGAAUGUUGUGCCACUGAAGCAACGCAGGCAACCGGUCGCGCGUCCAAUGCCCGUCCUUGCCGUCUGCUCUUACAAUCAAGGAGCCGUUCGCAUAGAGAAGGGCGAGCAAUGGAUUCUGCAUGACAACUCCGGGCGAGUGAAGUGGCGCGUCUCGAACGGGUCGACUGGAUCGGACUGCAAUGUGCCCGGAGUAGUGUUCCUCAUCCCACCUCCAGACAGGGAAGCACUCGAUGCCUUGGAGCGUCUCAGGAGACAGUUCGAACGCUCGCUUGCUUUGUGGCAGAGGAAGCAGCUGAGAAUGAGGCAGAACAUGAUCUUUGCCACAAUUCGUGUCGUCAGAGGAUGGGACUUGACUCAGUUCUUGGCAAUGGGAGCUGAUCAACGCAACGCUAUCCGCAAGGCUUUGAACGAGGAUGCUUCAAAACUGCUGUCAGAGGGUGAUUCAUCGGAUCCUCAACUGCGCAGAUUGAGACGUGAGAUGGAUGAUGUCAAUCGUCUUUUCGAUGAAUUUGAAAGGAGAGCUCGUGCUGAAGAGGAAAGCAAAAAUGCCGGCAGAAUAUUCAACGAUCAAGCGACAGCUCUGACGGCCUCCCUGGAUGAAGCCGAACGCACACUCAACACACGACUCAACAGUCCUGUACCACGUGACCUGGACACUCUGGAGCAUCUGGUGGUGCAACACAAGGACUUCGAACAGACACUGAAGUCUCUGGCGCCUGAUUUGGAGACCGCUCAGGCCACAUUCAAGAGCAUCACUAGAAAAACGCCCGCGCAGCAACAGCGUCUUGACAAGCUUCUGUCGCAGUGGAACAAUGUUUGGAAUUGCUCGCAUCUCUAUGUUGAGAGACUCAAAUGUGUGGAAAUGCUGCUCAGCAGUCUGGAUGAAGCAAACACAUGCCUAUCCGAUUUCGAACUGCGACUUGCUUCCUUUGGAGAAAUGCCUUCCAACCUAGAAUCUCUACAACGGGUUCACGAGGAACUCAUCCGUCUCCAGAAAGACGUGAGUCGGCAGCAGCCAGCUGUAGAUCAGCUGAUAGAGGAUGGAGCAAAUGUGCGCAGAGUGGUUGACAAGUCCCGUGCUCAUUUGCCACCCAGAGGUGCGCCUCAUCCGGACAUGGAACGUCUAGACACCGAUCUUCACCGUCUCACACAGCGAUGGAACAAUAUCUGUUCGCAACUUAUGGACAGAUUGCGCUCUUGUGAAAAUGCAUACAGCAAUUUGACCAAGCUGGCCAACUCUUACCAAACCGAAGUCACAUUUUUGGAUACGAGCUACAAUCAACUCAACAGCUUAGCACCUAUCAAAUCACAAGCUAAGGAACACAUCGAACCGACCAAGGCACUGUUCAACAGUGUAAUCGAACGAACUAGCGUCAUCGAGACCGUAAAUAUCGAUGGAGGAAGAUUCAUAAGGGAAGCCAAGAUCUACAACCGUAGCCUGCAGAAGUACAGAGAGUGGCUAGUGGAGGACGUCCACCCCAGCCUGGACGCCUCUUCGCCGGCUGCGACUAGUCCCGGGUCCGGCGGCGAGGCGGAUGUCGCCAGGGACUUGGAUAUCCUCAACCAUCGGUUCCAGGCGCUAGUCUCCAUUCUUCAAGAUCGCAUGAAGAAGUUGGCCGAGAUGAAUCCUCAUGACACUGAAUUUCAGGAGUUUGCUUCGAACAUUGCAACGAAGCCGUUGCGUACAUUCCGGACAGAAUUCAACAUCUACGAAAGUUCGGGUAAUAGUGGCACCGAUCAUCUAGGCGUUAAACACUCAUCGCAAACUAGGAUAUCUACGUCAGAUCUUACUGAUCCCGGAGGUACCGCAGGCGAAGGAAAUAUUACAAAAUCGGUCGCUUCAGUUCGCGUAACGCGCGGUAGUAGCAAAGAGAAAAUAAUUAAGACUGUUGAUAGUGAAUCGACUAGUCCGAUGGGGGCAAAUGCGAGUAAAACAAAUGGGGAAACAAAUGUGGGAACUACGAUGCGUUUCUCAGAGAUCCGCUCUUUGCGAAGGGUGCAAAGGGUCGAAGAAGGGAUAGGCACGGAUGCAAUGCUCGAUAUGCCCGGUAUAGUUCACCCACAAACCGGCGAGUUAUUGACAGUGGGCGACGCUGUUCGACUACGUAUUCUCGACGUUAGGACUGGUCGUAUUAAUACAGUCGUAGAAUCAAAACCAGUAGCUUUAACAAUCAAAGAAGCGGUAGCUAAGGGUCUAGUCGACCCAGGUCUAGCCGAUAGGUUAUUAGGUCCGUCAGGAAUCACGGUUGGAUCAGAGGAUGCUCCUGAUGGACCGAAAGAGCAGAUAUCGUUGUUGGAAGCAAUCCAACGUGAGCUUUAUGAUGCUGAAAGGGGACCUCAUGAAAGAGUCAAGGUAAGAGAAACAAGCAAAACUGGAAAAACUAUAACUGAAGCAGUAAAAGCAGGCGUUUUAGAUGUCGAAUCAGGUCGUUACACCAUCGAAUCUGGACCUAAAAAGGUUAUUGAGUUGACAGAGGCAUUCAGUUCUGGAAAAUUAAUCACAGGACGAAGAUCAACUAAUCAGGGUAAGAAGAAACGGGGCUUAUCUCUCAGUGACACUGUUGAUCUGGGACUUUUUGAAUCAAACUCCGGCUGUAUUGUAGAUAGGAAUGAUGGAUCAAAGCAUGAUCUUGAAAAAGCUGUGGAAUUCGGCCUACUAGACUCGAAUGUGCGUGAAAUUGUCGACGUUAUUGAAGAUGAAAAGAUCACUCUAUCAGAAGCUCUUCAGUCAAACAUAAUGUCCGAUAAUAUGUAUCAACAUCGUUUGUCAAGUGAAACUCUUCCUUACAAAGAAGCAAAAAGGAGACAGCUGAUUGUUCGACCCAUGACUCUCAAAGAUACUGUCGAUUUGGAAAUCUAUGAUGAAGGUAGGAUCCGUUCUCCUACACACAGAGCAAAGAUAUCAAUAAUUGACAGCAUUUCUCGUGGAGUAUUAGAUUCUGAUGAAAUAAAAUGUGUUGUUAAAACACCAAGCCAAGAACUGUUGACAUUAUCGGAGGCGUUAUCGGAAGGAAUAAUACGACCAGAAGGUAUCUACAGAGACAAAGUCACUGGCCAAAAUCUAACAAUACCUGAAGCUGUUGAGAAAGGCUUAAUAACUUCGGUCUGUGUCAAAUCGAUUUUUGAUAUCGACUGUUUCAAAGACACAGCCAACAAUCAAUUCUUGAGUUUGAAUAAAGCAUUCCAAACAGGUGUUCUCAAUGAGAAAGGCCAAUUUUUGGAUACAAAAACUGGUCAGCUAGUUCCAUUUGAGGAGGCCGUUAAACAAGAUUUGAUACGUCCAGAAGUAUUAGAGAUGCUUAAUCGUAAAAUUGGUAUGAAAUCACGAUCAGGGAGAGAGCUUACUGUUUUCGAUGCAGUGAUUAAAAAUCUCAUCGAUCCUCAAACUGGCAAUAUUCUGGAGAGAAGAACUAGAAAAGUUCUACCGUUGCAGGAUGCAGUCAAGCAUGGAGCUAUUACUGUUGAGGGUGCUAGCUUACUGAAAAGUCUCCUAAGUAUAUCAUUGACCACGCAGACUGUUACAAAAACUAUUAAUCGUUAUUCAACAAACAUUACUAUCAUUCCAGAAUCUAACACAAUUGAGAAAUGGGAAGAUGAGAAAAAUUUGGGAGCAGUCAAGAGAAAAUCUUCAUCUCCAUUGAAAGAGACCUUGAAAAAGGCACUUGACUCAUUGGCUACUAGAUCGCCAUCACCAAAAAAGAUGCAUAAAGAUAGUUCUCCAACUUUAGAAUCAGCGCAACAAGUGCCUAACACAGCAGAAGAUAAACAGGUUUAUGAGCUGCCUCCAAACGGUUGGUUCUUGUCAGAAGCAAUAGAGCAUAAACUUUUCGAUCCAGUAACCGGUCUGUUCAUAAUCCCUGGUACAGAUAGAUUGGUAUCUUUUGAAGAAUGUGUAAAGUUGGAAAUUAUUAAUCCGAAAUCAGCCCUUGUUGUUGAACCAAAUCGAAAUCGAAACAUAUCAUUAGGCAGAGCUCUAGAAAAACGAAUCUUGGAUGCUACUGGCCACUACCACACUUCACCUCAAGAUAAGAAGAAAACUAUGAAAGAAGCAAUUGCCAAUAACUUGGUCAUAUUUGAGACCGGUAUGGAGAUGAAUUAUGAUAGCUCGAGAAAAAUUCAAAUAACAAAGGUUUCUGGGGGUCCAGAUUUAGUUGAAGUUGGUGAAAGAGGUACAGAUUCAUUCAAACAGAUUCGUGGUUCAGAUCAUGAAACAACUCCUCCUGAACCUUUACGUGUGUCCAAAGACAUAAUUUUUGACUCGUCUACGGCCUUAGUUAUCAAUACUGACUCAAACCAAGCCAAGGAUAUAUUUGAAGCAAUAAAAGACAAAGAAAUCGAAUUAGAUAAAGUAUUGGUUAAGGAUCCUAACAGUGGCAAGAAUAUGACACUUCCAGAAGCUAUCAAGAAAGGAAUUGUGGAUGAGAAUACAGGGUGCUAUAAAGAUGCUGCUGGAAGAAGUAUUGGUUUUGCAGAUGCAGCAAAGUUUGGAGUGAUAGCAGUUAUUGGAGCUCCACUCGUAGCUGCUGGAAAAGCUGUUGAAGUUUUAAAAGAUGUAUUUGGUAAUGAUCCGCCCAAAACAGGUGGUGAGGCAAGUAGAAGAAGAAACUUGGAAGAUAUUACUGAGGAAAUAAAUAGUCAGAUAACAAAAACUCCUGUCAUCGGAUCAGAGGAAAUUGAACCAUUGUCUGAAAAUAUUGUACCUAGUAGUUCUGUGCAAAGACCAAUGAGUCCCACUUAUGAUGACGUAUUCAAUGAAUCUCCUGUCCUAUCUGAGGGUGAACUGACUAGAGGGAGAGUGACGACAGAACCCAAGUAUAAGGUUUCAAUUGGAAGAGCCCGAUCACUUUCCCAAAGUCCUGAUCGUGAAGGUAAACCUGUUAUCUUGCAGAAGAUGAGACGUAAAGUUGUUAAACCAUGUGAGGCUGUUCAAGAAGGCCUGAUUGAUGAAGCUACAGCUAGUAUUCUAGAAAAUUUCAUUGCACCUGAUGGAGAAAGUAUUAAAGAGGCUGUAGAAACGAAAAUGAUUGAUGGUAAUACUGGAGCUAUCAGAGACCCACAGCGAGGAGACCUUCUUACCAUCAAAGAAGCUCUGAAUCGUGGUCUUUUGGAUUCGUCUGGCUCGAGUGGCUCAAAUCGAUUAUUAAUUCCUGUGGCUAGAAGCUUGUCUGUCCCAGCUGUUCUGGAGCAGGGUCUGUAUGAGAAUGGAAAGAUUGUCCACCCAGAAACCGGAGCACACUUGAGCUUGAAGGAAGCCAUAACUUGUGACAUAGUCGAUCCACUUUCUAGGAUUAUUGAGCCAGGCUCCGGCAAUGAACUUACAUUACAAGAAGCAAUAGAUAAAGGCGCUGUCGAUGAUUUGACAUCCAGAGUCAAAACUCGUCGCGGCUCUUUAGAUUUAUUGACAGCAGUUAAAACUGGUGAUUUCUUUGAAGAAUUAGAAGCUUCUUCAAAACUGCCACCAGCAGGUAUGACAUUUUCUGUGGCUUUGAAACGUGGAUUGAUUGAUCCAAAAUCGAAAGAAGUAAUCCACCCUAUUACUGGCUACCGAAAACCAAUUGAAGUAGCAAUCGAUGAUAAUUUUAUCAUGUCACUACCGGGGCCUAUCUCACCCGAUAGCAUCAGUGUAAGUGAUGCUUUGAGUUUGAAUCUUAUCGACACAGCUAAUGCUGUUUUUAUUCAUCCGAUAACAAAGGAUAAGAUUCCAAUUUCAGAAGCGGUUGAGACAGGUUUGUUGAUUCUCAAACCACAGGACGAUGUGAAAAAUAUAACUAUUGUCACUGAGACUGUGACAAAGAAAAUGGUUGAAAUAGAUACCGGCUAUGAAAUCGAUGGUGGAAAUAUCAUUAAUUUGAAAACUGGUGAACAAUUAUCUGUUGAUGAAGCUGUUAGAAGGGGCAUUGUUAAACAUACACAACCUGAGCAUCCAUCAAAUGAUGAUAUGGAAGUUUGUGAUGUUAAUAGUGCUCCAUUUGGCAGCCCAUCCAAGGUUUCGAGCGAAAGAAUCUUGAAAAAGACCAGCUCACCAGAGAAAUUAACUGCUAUAGGCAAUUUGCUUCCUGAGGAUAUAGUAGGAAAGCUUUAUGACCCAGAAACAAAGAAGUUCAAAGAUCCCAAUAAUCCAAGUAAACAAUUGACUUUGGAGGAGGCUAUCAAUCGUGGAAUCAUUGAUCCACAGGACAUGUUAGGAAAGCUAUAUGAACCAGAAACAAAGAAGUUCAGAGAUCCCAAUAAUCCAACUAAACUAUUGACUUUGGAGCAGGCUAUCAAUCGUGUAAUCUUUGAUCCUGUCCAUUGUGAAUCAAUGUCAAAAGAUUCAACUGAAGUGGGAGUAAAUGAUCAGAAGAGUGGCAGAAAACAUUCAAAACCAUCUUCCGACAUUAACGUUAAAGACGCUGCUAAAUUAGGACUUUUGGCAGUGGUCGGUGCUCCAGUACUUGCUGGGAAAGCGGUAUUUGAUGCUGUAAAGGGAAUAGGAAAGGGAAAACCAUCUGAAAAAGUUCAAAUAGUGCCCACUGAGCUGUCUUUGAAUUUGUCUUCUUCGUCACCAGACUCAACUAAAAAUACUGAAGACGAAUCUACCAGAAAUAGAGAAAAGGUACAUGGUGAUCGCAGUUCUAGAAAGGGAUUUGUUGAACCAGAAUCAACAAUGAUUAAAAUUGGUGGCAAGGUUCUCACAUUCGAGCAUGCAGUUGAGGAUGGUAUCAUAGACCCCAAAACUGGUCUCAUCAAGUGCAACAAUACUAAAAUCAACUUCCAAGAGGCGCUUGAACGUGGAAUAUUGAUUAAAGUCAAACGUCCUAUUUCAGUGAUUGAAGCUGUAGAGAAAGGAAUCUAUGAUGAAGAGUCUGGCAUGUUUGUUGAUCCCGCCACUGGUGAAAUGUUGAGCCUCCAGGAAGCAAUCGAAACUAACCUCAUCGACCCAGAAUCAGUCAGAGUAAAAGAUACUAGAAAUCCCGCCAGUCCAAGAACAUUGACUCUGAAAGAAGCUAUUGAAAAAGGUUUAAUAGAUGGAGAAAGCGGAAAGGUUCUCGAUUUCAACUCGCCCAGCGUUCCUGAGCUGUCGUUACGUGAAGCAAUGGACAAAGGUAUAUUAUUAAUGAAGAAACCAUCGACAGAUAAAGAAGGUGAGAAAGUGAUAGUUCCUAAGGAUUUGAAAGAAUGCACUUUAGGAGAGGCGAUCAUGUAUAAACUUAUCGACCCUGCUAUCGCUGUUGUCAAGAACCCACGCACUGGUGCAUUCAAACUAUUGAAAGAAGCCAUUAAAGAUGGUUUGAUCGAUGUUGAUAAGAAUGUAGUGUUUGAAUCACAGCAUACAAAAAUAGAACCGUUGAUGGUGAGUUAUGAUAAUGGAGCAUUCACAAUAUUCCUUAAAGAACCUUUGAAGUUUGAUAAAGCGGUGGCAGAUAAACAUCUUGAUUUGAAAACUGGGAAGUUAGAAUUACCUUCUUUCAAAGAAGUAAUGAAUCUUGAUGAAGCAAUCAUCGUCGGCUGUAUUGACCCAGAAUCUGUUUUGGUCAAAGAUACAGCUAAAACAAAGUUGCUGAAAGUACCAGAGGCAAUUCGUAAAGGGUUGAUGGAUUCGGUGAAGUUCAAUGUGGUAGAUACAGCUUCUUCGAAACUGUCAAGCCUCAGUGCUGCUCUAGAUAACGGCCUGAUGACAACCCAAGAUCUCUCGCUAAUUGACUCUCUCGAUUAUGGCCUGUACAACCCAACAAGUGGCACAUUCACGGACCCUUUCUGUUCUGCCGGUGGAGUAGUUGGUCGACGAAGGUUGACUUUGUCUGAAGCUAUUCAGGAGCACUUAGUAGACGCGUCAACAACUGUCAUUAAAGAUCCUUCGACUGGUGACAUAUUUAGUCUGAAUAAUGCAAUAUCAAACGGUUUAUUAGAUGCUGAUAUCGGGCGUAUGCAUGAAGCAAAGACUGGCAAACUGCUAGAUCUUUUACGAGCAAAGCAGAGAGGCUACAUAUUACCGGCAGAAACCAGGCAAGCCAUGGAGGAGAAGUACAAGCUGUGUGAGGAGGUGCUGUCCCAGCUGUUGGCUUGGAUUUCGGAGGUGGAAGACAGAUUGGCCAAUCAGGAUGUUGCCCAGGAGAACACAGAACAUCUCAGAAAUCAAAUCAACAUACUGAAAUUGCUGAAGGAAGAACUAGACUCCCAACAACGCUCUGUUGCCAAUUGUCUGGAUCAGGUGAGAGUGAUCGUGACUACUGGAGGCGAGUACUUGUCGCGUGAGGAAGUAGCCAGUCUUGAGAGAAAUGGAAAGUCGCUGAGAACUCGGUACGACCGAGCCACAGACCGCACUGAACGUCUGCUCAGGAGACUGAUUGCUGCUGGAGAAGAACUCAGCAAAUUCAAGUCAGAGCUAACCGUCUUCUCCAACUGGUUGGAGCAAGCAAGAAGAUCGCUGGAUGAUCGUGAGCAGUGUCUUGCAAGUUUGAACAGAACGGAUGCUUCUGGCGAACAGACCAGAGAAUUUGUUUCGGAUGUGAUCGCUCACCAGGCCGACCUGCGUUUCAUUACAAUGGCUGCUCAGAAAUUUGUUGAUGAAUCAAAGGAGUAUCUGUCUUGCUUGAAUGAGUUUAGGACUAGUUUGCCAGCCAGGUUGCCGCAUAUUGAACCAAUAUCUGCGCACGAUUCAGCAGUCCGUAACAGUGUAGUAACAGUCACCUCGCAAUACAAAGAUCUGCUGAAUGGUGCCAAUGCGCUGGCCGAUAAACUGAGUGGAGUCGGAGGGCGUCAACGGGACUACCGCGAUGCGCUGGAUAAAGCCCGCUCCUGGAUGAGGGAUGCCGAAGGUCGCGCUAAUAAACUGCUGAGCGAGCCUUUUGCUGCCGAUCCUCACACUCUCCAAGAUCAACUGGGACGCGCCAAGGCUUUGAAUAAUGAGUUCGUCGCGCAAGGAAGACUCAUCGAUAAUUUGAAAGCGGCCCUGGAUAGUCUCGUGCGUGCUGUUGAGGGUCAAGUAUCGGGAGCAGAGAUUGCCGCCCUUCGCGAACCUGUCUUCGACCUUGAGAACAAAUACACGCAGCUUUGCGAUGCUCUGGGUGAGAGGUGCAAACUGCUGGACACAGCACUGGUGCAAAGCCAGGGAGUGCAGGAUGCCCUGGAUUCGCUUCUCGCGUGGCUGUCAUCGGCCGAAUCUAGACUCAAAGAUGCUCUUCGACCUGUCAGCCUCAACAAAGACCGGUUAGUACAAGAACGCUGCCUGAAGCUGGGCGACCAGCUGUCCGAAAUCCAGUUGUCGCUCGCGCAGUUCACGACGAACGCGUCGCAGCUGCAGAGAUGGCUGAACGAAGCCAUGGAGACGGCACAGGACACAACCGGAGCUGGUCUCGAGGAAUUGGUCGCGCAGCGCGAUGCCAGACGCGACAAGUUCGAGUCGACUGUGCGCGAAGGAAAGGCGCUUGUCAACAGGAAUGACGUCACCGACACUGGUCUGGUCAGGGACCAGGUCAAGGCCAUUGAAACUCAGUGGAAGGAAUUGAACCAACUUCUCGAUGAGAAACUUCGACUUGGCAAAGCUCGUACUGAACAACAACUAGCCUACGAACGACUGAGGGAUCAGGUGCAUGCCUGGCUCGUCACCAUGGAGACCAGAGUUGGUCGUCUAGAGCCGGUAGCUGUCGAUGUGGAAACCGUCAAGCGCCAAGCAGAAGAGCUCAAACCUCUCCUCAAAGAUCACAGGGAAUAUGCAUCCACUAUCGAUAAGCUGAACGAUCUCGGUCAAGCACUUGACUCACUCACCCGGCCUGAGUCUCCCACAAGACGCAGGUCUUCGGUCAGCCCGGUGAAGCGAGCAUCGGUCACUGCACGCCGCACUUCCCAGGAUGUGGGAUCUCCAUCUCCCACCAAGAUGGGAUCUUUCUCAUUGCAAUCACCUCUGUCACCUGGAGGCUCAAGUGGUUUUGGAAGCAGAAGAUCAUCUCCCGAAAACUUCCAUCUGGAAGAGAUGACACCCGUCCAACAUGAGCUGAACGAGGUGAACAACCGUUACUCACUACUGGGAGUACGUCUGUCUGACCGACAGUCCGAAAUCGAUUCAUUGAAAGAUGAACUUCGCAAACACGCCGAUCAUCUGCGUCAACUUUCGCAGUUUCUGGAUAAGGUUCAGAGAACCCUACCCAAAGAGACUAUCGCUCAGACAAAAGACGAAGCUGAGAAAACUUGCCGUGCCGCCAGAGCUGUGCAAGAAGAGAUGUAUGAGAAACAGGCGCUUCUUGAGAGCACCAAGGCGGGAAUUACCGAUCUCCUGCGCAGGAAGGGAUCAGUGGCCGGAGCUGACCGUCUCCACGACGAGUUGCAGGAUGUUGUCUCAAGAUGGCGUGCCCUCCAGGAUGCUUGCAAGAAUAGAAUCGCACUGAUGGAAGGUCUGAAGGACUUUUACGACACCCACGAUAACCUGUCCAGCUGGCUAGCAUCUAAGGAUAGAAUGAUCACAGUUCUGGGACCGAUAUCUAGCGAUUCGCGUAUGGUUCAAAGCCAGGUACAACAGGUACAGGUGUUGCGGGAGGAGUUCCGCACUCAGCAACCCCAGUUGCAGCAUCUGUCCGAUGUGGCGGCUGAUGUGUUAUCUCGUGUGCCAGCUGAUGCUCCCGACUCGGCCAAAAUCAACAGCAAACUUCGUGCCGUGCAGGAUCGCUGGAAUGACUUGUCAGCUCGAUUGGACGCGCGACUCGCCAGUCUUGGGGCUGCCGCUGAUACGACCAGGGAGUUCGAUGCUGCUCUCACCAGACUCAGAGACACGUUGCAAGCUAUUUCAGACCAGCUGGAUGAUGUGCCAACUGACCGUGAGCCUGAAGAACAGCUCAGGAAAGUACAGAUGCUUGAGCGUCAGUUGGAAGGUGCUCGUCCAUUGCUGGCUGAUCUGGAGAGUGCUGGAGCCGAUUUGUGUGCAGUUUUGUCCGAUCCAGCUAGUCGCGCCGAUAUUCAAGCCAAACUAUCGGCUGUUGACCGACAGUACAGCGCCCUGCAGAAGAAACUGGAUAUGCGUAAGGCGGAAAUUGAGAGCACACUGAGAGACGGCCGACAAUUCGAGGCCACUUGCGCCAAGAUGCUCGGCUGGCUGAGUGAGCAGAUUGCAACACUCAAUGAGAGAUUGCUAGUUUCGGCUGAUCGCGAUGUUUUGCAACAACAAGUUGACGCGCAUGAACCUAUCUACAAAGAGGUUCUACAAAAGGAACACGAAGUGAUCAUGCUGUUGAACAAGGGUCAUGAGCUGAUCUCGCGUGCAGCCAACUUGACUCCCCAGCGCACAGACACACGCAGCUUGCAGCGCGACGUCGAUAAGAUUCAACAGCUGUGGGAGCGACUACGCAAGGACGCGUCAGAGCGACAGACUCGUCUACAGACCUGUAUGGAGCACUGUCGCAAGUACUAUCGCGCGGCGGACGCGUUCACACCGUGGUUGGCGCAAGCUGAAGCCCGCCUGGAGUCGUUGAGACCUGACAGCUUCAAGAGAAGGGAUGUGGACAGGCAGCUGAGAGAGUUGUCUGCUUUCAGAAAUGAGGUGUGGAAGCGGUCUGGUGAAUUCGAAAACUCACGCUCCCAUGGCGAAACAUUUGUGGCAGCUUGCGAUGUCGACAAGGAAGUUGUGAAACAGGAAUUGGCAGCUAUGAAAACUCGAUGGGAUAAGUUGAACAAUGAGCUUCUCGAGAAGACACAGUGGCUCGAAGAGAUGUCAAGACGAUUGACCGACUUUGCAGAUCAGCUGAGAGAUCUCAAUCACUCAGUUCAAAGGUGUGAAGACAGACUCGCAUCCCAUGAUGCUAUUGGAGCAGCGGCUCGCGAUCCCAAAGCUCUCGAAAGAAUAAAGUCACUCCGAGAAGAGACGAACGCCCUGAGAAAGCCUCUAGCUGUGUUGAAGAAAUCAGCUGAUGAUUUGGUCUCUGAGGCAGCUGAAGUUGGAGUGUCUGAUGCAAGUCACCUCAGAGAUGAAGUUGACGCUAUUGGAGAACGGUUGGAUGAUCUACAAGGUCGUCUGGACGACCGCUGCAGCCGUCUGCAGUCAGCUGCAACAGCUGUAUCGCAGUUCAACGAUCUUGUCAAGACACUGGUUGUCGAUCUAAACUCUCUGGAGAACGAAUUGGAUACGAUGAAACCGCCGGGCAGAGAUCUGAAAACUGUUCGUACGCAGCAGGACGAUCUUGCUAGAUUGGUGGCGAAAAUAUCGCGGGCUGGAGAUGAGGUCAACAGAGCUGUCAACGCUGGAGAACAUCUUGUUGAUAGCGGUUUUGCCUUAGAUACAGCCGGCACUCGUGACCAAGUGGAAUCACUGAGUCGACAGUUGGGACGUCUCGAGGAACGAACUCGAGCACGCGAAGAAGAACUAUCCGACAUUCUCGACAAACUGCAAGACUUCUACAAGAACCAUUCCCGAGUUGUCGACGAUAUCACUCAGGCAGGUGAAGAUCUACGACGGUUGAGACCUGUUGGAUCCGAAGUUGAUGCCAUCAAAUCCCAGCAGGACGAGUUUGCUUCAUUCAGAAGAUCAACUGUUGAACCACUAUCCCAAGCUGUUGAUGAUAUUAACAGGAACGGCCAAGGCUUGAUCAGGUCAGCAGCGGGAGGAGUGAACACCAGUAUCCUGGAGAAGGACUUGGAAAAGAUGAACGAUAAGUGGAACGCUUUGAAGGAGAAGUUGAAUGAGAGAGAUAGGAGGUUGGAUGUCGGUUUGUUGCAGUCUGGAAAGUUCCAAGAAGCGUUGGAAGGUUUUGCUAAAUGGUUGAGUGACACUGAAGAAAUGGUAGCUAACCAGAAGCCGCCUUCUGCUGACUACAAGGUCGUCAAGGCGCAGUUGCAGGAACAGAAGUUCUUGAAGAAGAUGUUGGCCGACAGACAAAAUUCGAUGUCAUCGUUGUUUGCUAUGGGCAAUGAAGUUGCCGCUGAUGCCGAUGCCCAAGAACGCAAAGCAAUUGAGAGGCAGUUGAAGGAGCUGAUGUCCAGAUUUGAUAAGUUGUGUGAGGGUGCUGCUCAACGGUAUGACGCUCUCAUGGAGGCAAUGGCUGUCGCCAAAGACUUCCAGGAUAAACUUGUCCCAGUAACUGAGUGGCUAGAUCGUGCCGAGAAGAAGGUCAAAGACAUGGAACUUGUUCCCACUGACGAGGAAAAGAUCCAACAAAGAAUACGGGAACACGAUUCACUCCAUGAUGAGAUUCUUCGCAAGAAGACAGACCUCUCAGAACUCACCGAGGUCGGAAGCAAUCUUAUGGCGUUGGUUGGCGAGGAAGAAGCCUCAGCUACCGCUGAUAAGAUCCAGGACGCUGCUGAUCGGUAUGCUACCCUGGUGGACAGAUCGGAUGCCUUGGGUCAGUUACUGGAGGCAUCUCGUGCUGGCUUGAGACACCUUGUGCUCACCUAUCAAGACCUACAAGCCUGGAUGGAGAGCAUGGAGACAAGGCUGAACAGAUACAAGGUUCUUGCAGUCCACACCGAUAAGCUUUUGAUGCAGAUGGAGGAUUUGGCUGAUCUUACUGAAGAGGUUUCUAACCACCAAAACGAGGUUGACGGAACCGUUGAUUCCGGUCUGGAGCUGAUGAAGCACAUCUCAAGCGACGAAGCAAUUCAGCUGAAGGACAAACUGGAUAGCUUGCAGCGUCGCUACAAUGACCUCACUUCGCGUUGCUCCGACUUGCUCAAGCACGCUCAGGAUGCUCUGCCUUUGGUGCAGCAAUUCCACAAUGCACACAACAGUCUGGUGGACUGGAUGCUUGGUGCCGAGGCUCAGUUGCAAGUGGCUGAGCCGUCUGAGGACGAAAUUAGAAGGUUGGAGCAAGACGUCCAGGAAUUCAGACCUGUCCUGGAGACGGUGAACCUUGUCGGACCUCAACUGUGUCAGAUCUCACCCGGAGAGGGAGCUGCUACCAUUGAAGGCUUGGUCACCAGAGAUAACCGGCGAUUCGAUGCCAUCGCUGAACAAGUUCAAAGGAAAGCAAUGCGUCUCCAGCUUUCAAAGCAGCGCUCUCUGGAGGUGAUUGGUGAUAUCGAUGAUCUUCUUGAUUGGUUCCGUGAGGUUGAGACCCAACUGCGGGAGGCAGAACCUCCAUCUUCUGAGCCUGACGUCGUCAGACUCCAGUUGAAGGAGCAUAAGGCACUCAACGAUGACAUCUCCGGACAGAAAGGACGAGUUCGUGAUGUAUUGUCCACAGCCAAGAAGGUCCUUCGAGAGUCGACCCAGCACAACGAUGACACGACCGCAAUACGUGAACGCACCGAAGAUCUGCGUGAGACAAUGGAGACAGUUUCGGCGCUGUCCAGUGACCGCCUCGGCGCCCUAGAGCAAGCGUUGGCUCUGGCUGAGCAUUUCGGCGAAACCCAUGCUGGACUAUCGGCCUGGUUGGAUGACACCGAACGGCAUGUGGCUAUGCUGGCUUUGCCUGCCCUCAGGCCUGACCUCAUAGCUGCACAGCAGGACAAACAUGAGCUGCUUGUGCAUGCUGUCAAUGAGCAGAGACCUCUUGUCGAUAAACUCAACAAGACUGGAGAGGCUCUUAUCAAGCUAUGCGGAGAAGACGAUGGAGCUAAAGUGCAAGAUGCCUUGGAUUCAGAUAAUGCACGAUAUGCGGCUCUGAAGGCCGAGAUUAGGCAGAGACAGCUUGCUCUGGAAAAAGCUCUGCAGGAGUCGAGUCAGUUCUCAGACAAGUUGGAAGGUAUGUUGCGUGCACUUGCCCAAACUGCAGACCAGGUUUCAUCGGCUGAGCCGAUAUCGGCGCAUCCACCGCGCAUUCGUUCUCAGUUGGAUGAAAAUGGCGCAUUGGUCGAAGACCUUGGUAGGAGGGAGGAAGCCUUCCAGGCUGUCAGACGCGCUGCCAAUGACGUCAUCAACAAGGCUCCAACAGCUGAUCCAGCUGUCAAAGACAUCAAACGUAAACUGGAACGCCUCAAUUCUCUGUGGAACGAGGUUCAGACAGCCACCAGCGAUCGCAGUCGCUCUCUCGAAGAUGCAUUGGCGAUCGCUGAGCGAUUCUGGGAUGAGCUGCAAGCGGUCAUGGCCACGCUCAGAGAUCUGGAAGACAGUCUCACUGCCCAAGAACCACCUGCGGUCAGGCCUCAGGCCAUCCAGAGACAGCAGUCGGCGUUGCAGGAGAUCAAAUCUGAAAUGGAUCAUGCCAAACCAGAGGUUGAAGCAUGCAGGCAAACGGGUCAAAGUUUGAUGCGCGUAUGUGGAGAACCAGAUAAGCCAGAAGUGCGAAAGCACAUGGAAGAUUUGGAUUCGGCCUGGGACAAUGUGACAGCUCUGUUUGCAAAACGCGAGGAGAAUCUCAUCCAUGCUAUGGAGAAGGCAAUGGAAUUCCACGAAACUCUCCAGGAAUUGCUAGAUUUCCUGGACAAAGCUGAAGACAAAUUCUCGAAACUUGGUCCAUUGGGUGCCGAUAUCGACGCUGUCAAGAAACAAAUCAAUCAGUUGAAGGCCUUCAAAUCUGAGGUUGAUCCACACAUGGUGAAAGUUGAAGCUCUGAACAGUACUAUCAAGAGGCAAGCUCAAGAACUAACCGAGCGCACGAGUGCUGAACAAGCGGCGGCGCUGCGUGAACCCCUGGCCCGCGUCAACCAGCGCUGGGAUGACCUGCUACGCGGAGUGGUCGAAAGGCAGCGACAGCUGGAGAACGCAUUGCUGCGUCUCGGUCAGUUCCAGCACGCCUUGGCUGAGCUGAUGGCUUGGAUCGACGGCACCGAAAGAACGCUUGACCGCGAGCUCAAGGUUGCUCCUGGCGAUCCUCAGCUGUUGGAGGUUGAGUUGGCCAAACUGAAGGUGUUGGUGAACGAUAUACAGGCUCACCAGUCCAGUAUAGAUACAUUGAACGAUGCUGGACGACAGAUUAUAGAACAAGGCAAGGGAACUGAUGAGGCGUCUUCCACUCAUGAAAAGUUGACCACACUCAAUAGGAGGUGGCGAGAGUUACUUCAGAAGGCAGCUGACAGGCAAGGUGAACUUGAGGAAGCCUUACGAGAUGCUCACCGCUUCUCAGCUGAGUUACAAGAUCUGCUCUCCUGGUUGGGAGAGGUUGAUGGCAUAAUCGCUGCUUCGAAACCUGUUGGUGGGUUGCCCGAAACGGCAAGUGAGCAGCUAGAACGAUUCAUGGAAGUGUACAACGAGCUGGAAGAAAACCGGCCCAAAGUGGAAACGGUCCUACAGCAAGGAACCGAUUACCUCACCAAGGCUCAGCCCGGUGCAGCUUCCAAUCUAGCCACCAAUGUCCGCACUCUCAAGCAGCGCUGGGAGAGUGUGACGGCGCGCGCCAAUGACAAGAAAAUCAAACUGGAGAUCGCACUCAAAGAGGCAACGGAAUUCCACGAUGCAUUGCAGGCGUUUGUGGAUUGGUUGACGUCCGCCGAGAAGACGCUAGCUGGACUGAAACCAGUGUCCAGGGUGCUGGCUACUAUACUCGAGCAGAUAGAGGAGCAUAAGGCAUUCCAAAAAGAGGUAGGAGUCCACCGAGAAACCAUGCUCCACCUGGAUAAGAAGGGCACGCAUCUCAAGUACUUCAGUCAGAAGCAGGAUGUGAUUCUGAUCAAGAACCUGUUGAUCAGCGUGCAGCACAGGUGGGAGCGUGUCGUGUCCAAGAGUGCUGAGCGCACACGUGCCCUAGAUCACGGCUACAAGGAGGCGCGCGAAUUCCACGAUGCCUACUCCAACCUCAUGAACUGGCUCAACGACACCGAAAAGGGACUCGAUGAGCUAGAGAAGGAGGCUAGCAGUAUUGGCAAUGAUCCUGACAGAAUAAAGGCCCGUCUAGCGAAACACAGGGAAUUGCAGCGAGCACUGAGUGGCAAGCAGGCCACCUAUGACGCCACCAUGAGAGCUGGAAAGUCUCUGAAGGAGAAAGCGCCCAAAUCAGACGAACCCGCGCUUCGACAGAUGAUGAAUGAUCUGAAGGAGAAAUGGAACUCCGUUUGUGCCAAGUCUGUUGACCGUCAACGGAAACUGGAGGAGGCUUUGCUGUACUGUGGACAGUUCAAGGAUGCUCUGGAAGCAUUAGCCGACUGGCUGAAGAAAGUCGAACGAGAGCUGUCCGAGGAUACGCCGGUUCACGGUGACCUGGACACUGUUACCGCACUGGUUGACCAACACAAGGCGCUGCGAGAGGAGCUGACAUCGCGCUCGGCUCAGAUGGAGUCUGUUCGCACCACAGCCGAUGAACUGGCAAGGAAGGCAAGUCCCGCCGACGCACAGACCCUGAGGAACCAGGUCGGUGAACUGAACUCGCUCUGGACGAGAACCAACCGGCUGGCUGAGAGAAAAACGCAGCGGCUUGAGGAAGCACUCAAGGUUGCUGAAACACUGCACAAACGAGUUCACAUGCUUCUGGAAUGGUUGUCUGAUGCAGAGAUGAAGUUGCGAUUUGUCAACUCUCUUCCUGAUGAUGACCAGGAAACAAGAAACCAAUUGGCUGAACAUGCCAAGUUCAUGAGAGAAAUGAUGGAGAAGGAAGUAGAGAAGGAUGCAACCAUUACAUUAGCGCAACAAAUCCUUGCUAAAGCUCAUCCUGACGCUGUAUCUGUUAUCAAGCACUGGAUAACCAUAAUCCAGGCUCGUUGGGAUGAAGUAUCCACAUGGGCUAAACAGCGAGAGACACGCCUUGACGAGCAUCUGCGAUCACUGCAAGACCUUGAUGCUCUUCUGGAAGAACUGCUUGCUUGGCUUGCCGGUCUAGAGAGCACACUCAUGACUCUGGAAGCCGAACCGUUGCCUGAAGACAUUCCCACUGUGGAAGGCUUGAUCCGUGACCAUCACGAAUUCAUGGAGAACACGGCUCGUCGUCAAGGCGAAGUCGAUUCCGUGAUCAAGGCUCGUACCGUGCAGCCUCCCGCACCCUCAGCUACAAGCACGCCCAGAAAAACUUCGGCGAAACGACUGUCUGCGGCCUCGAAGGACGAGCUUACGGACAGCACUUUGGAUUUACAAGACACAGCACGCAAGAACAGUUUGAGAGCAUCGCGAGACAAUCUCCUUGAAAGGCGUGGAAGCCGAUCGAGCCCAACCAGAGAAUUGAGACCUGCUGAGGGACUGCCACACUAUGGGCCAAGAUUCCCACCUAAGGGCAGCAAGGGAUCAGAACCGGUGUUUAGAAGCCCACGAUGCCGCUUGCUGUGGGAUAGGUGGAGGGGUGUUUGGCUCCUAGCUUGGCAGAGACAGCGCAGAUUGCAGGAACGACUCAACUAUCUCCAAGAACUCGAAAGGGUCAAGAACUUCUCAUGGGACCAAUGGAGGAAGAAGUUCCUAAAGUUCAUGAACCACAAGAAGUCGCGCCUCACUGAUCUGAUGCGUAAGAUGGAUAAGAACAACGACGGAUUGAUCCCGAGAGACGACUUCGUCGAUGGCAUCAUUCGAACCAAGUUUGACACCAGUCGGCUCGAGAUGUCAGCCGUUGCCGACAUGUUUGAUCAUAACGGUCAGUUGGUGAUCAUCUCAAUUUAUGUAACAUUUGGUGACAGUCAAAAGCUAAGACUGGUCCGUAUCCUGCGUUCAACUGUUAUGGUGCGAGUUGGAGGUGGAUGGGUUGCACUUGAUGAGUUCCUUGUCAAGAACGAUCCAUGCAGGGCCAAAGGACGCACCAACGUCGAGCUCAGGGAACAGUUCAUCCUGGCUGAUGGUGUGUCACAGUCCAUGUCCGCGUUCAAGCCGAAAGCCAGUCCAGGGUCGCAGCGAUCGCUGUCUCUCUCGUCUGGUGCUCAGGGCCCCAUCACUAAGGCGUUAGUAGUUUGUUCAAUAGACUUUUCAGUACCUUGCCUUCUCAAUAUUUGUGGGUGCAAAACCGAAGAAUAUCUCAGCGUGCUGAUGCCGAUAUUUGAGUCUCUCAGACAGAAAGAGUCGCUGCCCUGUUCUUACCCAUUAGCCGUGGGAGGAAGACAGACCACUUCAGCUCCGUUCGUCUGCCAUAUGGUUCGCGAGCGUAGCGCGCGCAGUGUCCCCAUGGGCAAGACAGCAACUGGAAGAACAGGAACUCCUGAUUCACUCUCCGACACUGAGGGAUCACCGUUGUAUGCGCGAACACCUGUGCGCAAAGGAUCAUCGUCAGCUAGACGAUCUUCAGCUACUCCGGGUGGUAGCCUCCCCGGAUCAAGACCAGCUAGUCGUCAAGGAAGUAAGCCUCCCAGCAGACAUGGCUCGAAUCUCUCAUUAGCUAGUUCAGAUGAUGGAACACCCAGCCGUAUACCAAGGAGAUCGGUACCAGCAUCCAGAUCAAGUGGCACCACCACACCAACUGCUAGAAAAUUGACAGCACCUUCCAUAAAUGGUCGCACAAGAUCUCCGUCCACAACACCAGCUACCAAGUCAUCAAUGCACCGUGCGUCUAGUAUACCGACACUAUCUGGUGUCAAUUCUAGUCGGUCGAGGAUUCCUGUGUUUGUGGGAAGUCCUGACUCUCCAAUUGGUCCUCCACCUCCUCAUUCAGCCUCUUCUUCUUCUGGCUGGAUGUCUGGAAUUCCUACUACACCUUCGUCUAAUAUACCGAGGCUAAUCAGGACGCGCACACCGUCCGGCUCUUCAACUCCUGUGCCGUCAGGAAUGGGUGCCACCGCAACUUCGAAACUUCUCCGCCGCACGUCAGGUGCGGCUGACACAGCCACUGGCACGGCUAGAAAAUCGUCAUCAGCUGCUGGCAGGUCGUCUGCCACUACACCUGACUCCAAACCAGCUCCAUUCAGACUUUGAGUUACCCGUUGAAAGCGAUUGCCACAUGAUUGAGCUAACUACCACCUAGUAUUCAAGUAUUUCGAUAAGGCAAUAGACCUCUCCUCCCACGAUCAACACGAUGCGGGCUUGUGCAAAGUACCAAUAAGCUCAACACUAGAACUCUUCAAUGAGUUCGUUCUGAAACGAUCAUCUAAACUUACUAUGAGUAGAGAAAUCUACUGAAAAUUAUUUUACUGACAGUUAAUCACCAUUUUUCUUCAAUGUAUUUUUAUCAAAUGCAUUCAAGUUAUACAAUAUUUAAAUAUUAUACAAUUUACAACUAACGAAGAAUAUAAUUCAUAUUCAAUGUUCUUUCUAGAUAGUGGAAUUUGUUUCGCUCAAAUAUUUUAGAAUCUUAUUCAAUAACUCAAAUUAAAUUAUCUUUUACUGAAACUGGUCAAAGUCGACCGCGUAAGAGACUAACCUAUAAAGACAAUUAUGUUCAUUCCAAUUUAUUUAACAGAUAUGUGUAAUUUUCUUGUUGUUUCUAUUUAUAUGUAUAGAUUUAUAAAUAUGUGUACUGUUAAUUAUUACUAACAGUGUAUUCGCAAAGUUAUCAUACUCAUACACAUAACCAAAUUAACUAACUAAUUAAGUUCGAUGUUUUCUUUGAGACUGUAAAUUGUAAAUUUAUAAGCAGUGGGCCAUAAUCUUAGGUAAUGAAACUAUUCUAUUUAAAUCUUUAAUGUUUUUGCUGUUUCCUGUAAAGUUUCAAUCGGCUUCUCACUUGAAUAUUAGAGGAGCUGAUCAGUUCUCACACUGUUGUUAUUAUAUAGAUGAAUUUACAAUUUGCAAACGGAUGUUUGUAUCGUUGCGCCAAAGGUAUAGCAGUUUUUUAUCAUGUAAAAAAGUUAUAAAUAAGUACGUUUUUCAUGGAUAUGCGGUGAGAAUUUGAAGGUUGUAAGUUGUAGAAAUUUCAAUAAAGAUAAAAAUGCCUUCGCAAACGGUUUUGUAUUUCCACAAAGUUUUGUACGAGAUGUUUGAAAUCAUAAUGUGAAUUUAUAUGAAAAACGAAUUCGAACUAUUUAUUUAACUAUAAAGCCUAUAUAUAUUUUACUUAUUUAUAAGUACUACCAAAAGAAUUAAUAACAAUAACUUAAUCACAGUGAUAAUAUCGUUUUUUGUUAAUAAACAUUUGAAAAACUA
Messenger RNA from Nilaparvata lugens (brown planthopper), 23629 nucleotides. RefSeq lists its product as uncharacterized. Gene Ontology annotation, molecular function: structural molecule activity; calcium ion binding; microtubule binding. The record is from RefSeq and is a predicted model, not a curated record. Lineage: Eukaryota; Metazoa; Arthropoda; Insecta; Hemiptera; Delphacidae. Gene Ontology annotation, cellular component: cytoskeleton; cytoplasm; intermediate filament. The transcript has 81 exons. Bases 299 to 22462 code for a protein of 7387 amino acids. Gene Ontology annotation, biological process: wound healing; intermediate filament cytoskeleton organization.